Molecule: messenger RNA, 1029 nt
Organism: Mangifera indica (mango)
Lineage: Eukaryota; Viridiplantae; Streptophyta; Magnoliopsida; Sapindales; Anacardiaceae
Product: ras-related protein RIC2
Exons: 2
Coding region: 226-882 (218 amino acids)
Cellular component (GO): endosome
Molecular function (GO): GTP binding; GTPase activity
Source: RefSeq, a predicted model, not a curated record
GGAUACAGCCGAGCGUACCCUGACUGGACCAGUCAGCCUUUGCAUAAACAUUUCCCUGUAAACUGUCAAAAGACAACACGCUUCUCUACUUCUUACUUUACCUUUUUGCCUUUUCUUUUCUUUUCAAACAGAUCUCACUUAAUUACUCACAACCAAUUGUACUUUUGUUAUUGUUAUUGUUAUUGUUGUAGUUGUUGUUGUUGUAAAAUCAUUCCUUCUUCAUCUAUGGCUGGCUUCAGAGCUGAAGAUGACUAUGAUUACCUUUUCAAGGUCGUGUUGAUUGGUGACUCUGGUGUGGGCAAGUCUAAUCUGCUCUCCAGGUUCACUAGGAACGAGUUUAGUCUCGAGUCUAAGUCCACCAUAGGUGUUGAGUUCGCUACUCGUAGUUUGAAUGUUGAUGGCAAGGUCAUCAAGGCUCAGAUUUGGGAUACUGCUGGCCAGGAAAGGUACCGUGCCAUAACCAGUGCUUACUACCGUGGAGCUGUUGGUGCCCUUCUGGUGUAUGAUGUAACUCGGCACUCCACAUUUGAGAAUGUAGAGAGGUGGUUAAGGGAGCUGAGAGAUCACACAGAUCCCAACAUUGUGGUCAUGCUCAUUGGUAACAAAUCAGAUCUCCGCCAUCUCGUUGCUGUCUCAACCGAGGAUGGAAAAUCUUUUGCUGAAAGGGAAUCUCUCUUCUUCAUGGAAACAUCUGCCCUUGAGGCUACUAAUGUGGACAAUGCAUUUGCCGAAGUUCUGACUCAAAUCUACCGCAUUGUUAGCAAGAAGGCUAUGGAAGCCGGUGAUGAUGGAGCAGGAUCUGCUGUACCCUCAAAAGGUGAGAAAAUUGAUGUGAGUAAAGACGUUUCUGCUGUGAAGAAAGCCGGCUGCUGCUCAGGCUAGAGUUUUGUAUUAUUUUGAAUGGAUGUGUCUCCUUUGUUUAGCCACAUCUGUUCUCUCUAGAACAUCAUGUAAAAUUUUCGAAAAAAAUGCCAGCAGUAGGAGAGAAGGCAUGGAUUAUUUUUCCAUCAUAUUCAAAAUUUUUCCAGA